UGCGCGUGUGGCACUUGUAUUUGGUGUGCAGCAACACACCCAGUGUUCUUAGUUCUAAUGUUUGUGUUGUUUUCAUAUUUAACAUGAUGAUAAACAUUUUACGAAUAUAAUAAUAAUAAUUAAAUAUGUAGACAAAGUAAUAAUAAUAUUAAAAUGUGGACCACCACUAAGACAACUAAAUACGGCGUUGCCGUUUAUAAUUGGCGAGGAGAUACUCGAUAUGGAUUACCACUGGAAAUUGGAGAUACGCUCCACAUUUUAGAAGAGUGUGCAGGAUGGUAUCGAGGCUUUUCAACCAAAAACCGAGCGGUUAAAGGAAUAUUUCCGAGUUCUUAUAUUCAUCUUAAACCAUGUAAAAUCGAAAAUGAAGGACUUUUUGAGUCAGUGAUACCAGAAGAAGAUCCUGUUGUACGCGAAGUUACUCUAGUUCUGCGAGAAUGGGGUGGAAUCUGGAAAAGACUUUAUGUGGAACGAGAAAUUUACAAGUUCAAUACUCUGAGAAAAGUAAUGAGAGAGCUGUUGGAGUGGCGGAGACAACUUCUAGGUGGUACGUUGACCACAGAUCAAACGAGAGAAUUGAAAUUGAGAAUCAUCAACAAAGUCGACUGGGGAAACCGAAAACUUGGAUUAGAUUUGGUUCCACGUCAAGGAGCGCACAUGGUCGAACCAGACUCUAUGUCAGUAGUGGAACUUUACCAUGUGCACUUACAAAGCGCUGAAAAUUCUCAAGGUGCAUCAGCACGUGGAACCCUUCGUCGGAAAGAGCAAAAAAAAGUUUUAACUCAUCAUCUUUAUUUUUGCAUGCGAGAUUUCGGACAUUCAGUGGGAGAGGACACUGAAAUAUAUUUUUCCCUGUGGGAUUCUCGCCGCAAUGAAUAUUUAAGUGAAAGAUUUCUCGUUAGAAUUUCCAAAGAGGGUUUUUCAAAUUAUGUUGAAAAACUUCACAGCAAUUGUACUAUUUUUACUGAUCUUGGUAACGCAGAUCUAAGUCGUGAUUUAUACGUAAUUGCUCAUGUUAUGCGUUGUGGUCGUAUGCUUUACUCUGAUUCUAAUAAAAAUAAAUCUGGUGGAGUUGUCUAUCGCCGACCACAUGGAGUUGGAGUUUUAUCUCUAGCUGAAGCUGCUCAGGAUCAUACUGAAGAACUUGAAAUGACAUUCAAGGUUUAUCAAGGAGAAGAAAAAGAAUUUCAUCAAUUACAUGAACAAAUAAUAAAAAAUAAUAAAUGUUCACCGUUACCGGGCCAACCAAAUUAUGGAAUAGUAGUGUCUCUUCGAGUUUUACAUGGAGAACUAUCUCAAGUUCGUGAUGAACAUCCACAUUUAUUUAAAAAUUUAUGUUUAACGCGUAAACUUGGUUUUUCUGAUGUCAUAAUGCCGGGUGAUGUGAGAAAUGAUUUGUACCUGAGACUAGAACGCGGAGAAUUUGAGCGUGGUGGUAAAUCUACUGGUAAAAAUAUUGAGGUAACAAUGUUGGUACUUGAUGCUGAAGGAAAACCACUGGAAGGCUGUCUAUUUGGGGCUGCUGGUAUGGAAGGUAGUUCAGAAUACCAAAGUUUAGUAAUAUAUCAUCACAAUAGUCCUUAUUGGGGCGAAACUGUAAGAUUAGCUGUGCCAAUUGAAAAAUUUUACGGUAGCCAUAUAAGAUUUGAAUUUCGUCAUUGUUCCACUCGUGAAAAAAGUGACAAAAAAUUAUUUGAUUUUGCAUUUGUCCGUUUAAUGGAACCAGAUGGUGGUGCUACUAUUCAAGACGGCCUACACGAGCUUUAUUUAUAUAAAUGCGAAGAAAAGAGUAAAUUAGAUUCAUUGAGUUACCUAUCAUUACCAUCAAACGCCCGAGAAUCAAAUAAUCAAAGUGUAACAGGAUUUACAAGAUCAUCAAAAGAAGCUGUAUUUAUAAAAACAUUAUUGUGUAGCACAAAGUUAACUCAAAAUGUUGAUUUAUUGAGUUUAUUACAAUGGAAAGCACAUCCAGAAAAAAUAUCAGAAGCUUUGGGACGUGUGUUACGUUUAGACGGUGAAGAGCUUGUUAAAUUUUUACAAGACAUACUUGAUGCAUUAUUUGCAAUGUUUCAUACUGAGGAUGGUAAUUCAACAGCCCACUCAGGAUUAGUAUUCCAAGUAUUGGUUUCAAUUUUUAGUCAUUUAGAGGAUUCUAAAUUUCAACAUUUCAAGCCAGUUAUAGAUGCUUAUAUAUCUGGACAUUUUGCAGCAGCGUUAGUUUAUAAAGGUUUACUGAGCAGUGUUCAACAUUGCGCUGAUUGGGUUACUGCUGCUGAAAAACAAGAGCCUAUUAUGAAAUGUUUUCGUUCACUUGAGUAUAUAUUUAAAUUUAUAAUACAAAGUAGAUUAUUAUUUGCACGUGCUACUGCUGGACAAUUUGAGGACAGUUUCAAGCGUGAUUUAUACUGUGUAUUUUCAGCAUUAAAUAAAAUGCUUCAAUUAACAUAUGAUACUGUAUUAUAUUCUCAAGUAGCAUUAUUAUUAUCAAUAUCUUCAGUAUUUGAACAAUUAGAAGUAGUAUUACCGGUACUAGAAGUGGCUAAAUUAUCAUGUACAAUGCUUGAUUCAGUACCACGUGAUCCACCACCACAAUUACUUCAAGCAAAAUUAACAGCUAUAAAAAAUUUUGUUACUUCAAUAUUAUUUCAAGAUGAUGAAAGUAGAAAUUUAUUAUUAAUAACUAUUUGCCGUCAUUUAAGAAUACAUUUAGCCAGAAGAGAAGAAUUAAGAUCUUGUACAGAUAUACUUGGUGAAAUAUUAAGUUUUUUAUAUAAACGUGGAUUUGAUAAUAAUAAGGUGAAUAAUUGUAUUCACCAUGACAUUGAAAUAAUUUGUCUGUCUAUAUUAGAUGUUUUAAUACAAACAAUAUUAAUUAUUAUAAAUGCAAGUGGUCCUGUAUUAGGAUCUCUAGUGGCCUGUUUAAUAGGGCUUAUUCAACAAUUAGACGAGUAUCACUAUGCAAGAUUAUGGGAAGAAUUAACAACUCAUAAUAAUGAUCGUAAACCGCUUAAAGAUUUUUUAUUACGUGUGUUUUUAGUAUUAAAAGAUCUUGUACGUCAAGAAAUAUUUUCACCAGAUUGGUUAGUUAUGAGAAUGCAAGCUAAUAAUGUUAUUUUAAAAUCAUUACAAGAAUUGGCACAACCAUUGGCAUUUAAAUUUCUUCAUGGUAAUUUUGAUUCUCAACUGUGGUCUACCUAUUUUAAUUUAGCUGUUAAUUAUUUAACACAACCAUCACUUCAAUUGGAAAAAUUUUCUGAAGUAAAACGGGAAAAAAUUGUUGAAAGAUACGGUGAUAUGAGAGUACUUAUGGGAUUUCAAAUAUUGUCAAUGUGGUCCCACUUGGGUGAACGUAAAUUAGAAUUUAUACCGGGUAUGGUUGGACCAUUUCUCGAAGUUACCCUUGUUCCUGAAAGUGAGCUACGUAAAGCAACUCUGCAUAUUUUUUUCGACAUGAUGGAGUGCGAGCAGCGAGCUAGAGGCAGCUUUAAGUCUGUUGAAUCUGAGCUUAUUGAUAAAUUAGAUAUUUUGAUAAGCGAAAAUAAAGGAGAUGAUGAAUACCGCCAAUUAUUCAAUACAAUGGAGCAUCUUAGCGCUGUGCUAUUAGAUCGCGUACAAUCAGAAGAUCCAACGUGGAAAGACAGUGGAACAGCAUUUAUUACUUCAGUUACGAGGCUUCUCGAACGACUUUUAGACUAUCGAAGUGUUAUACAAGGUGACGAGAACCGUGACAAACGGAUGUCAUGCACGGUCAAUUUAUUGAAUUUUUACAAGAAUGAAUUCAACCGCAAGGAAAUGUAUUUACGAUACAUUUACAAGCUUCAUGAUCUCCAUUUGGCAGCUGAAAAUUACACCGAAGCGGGAUUCACGAUGAAACUUUAUGCUGAUCAAUUAAGUUGGGACGGAACUAUACUACCUGCUGAUCAUGCACAUCCUCAACAAGCCGAGUGGCAAAGGAAGGAACUCCUCUAUUAUCAAAUAAUUCAUUAUUUUGAUCGUGGUAAGUGUUGGGAAAAAGGGAUUCCACUUUGUAAAGAGCUAGCUGGGCUUUAUGAAACCCGGUUAUAUGAUUAUGCAAAGCUCAGUCAAAUUUUGAAGAUGCAAGCUAAAUUUUUGGAUAAUAUAUUAACACAAUUAAGACCUGAACCAGAAUAUUUUCGGGUUGGAUUUUAUGGUCUUAGUUUUCCACUAUUUGUUCGGAAUAAAUUAUUUAUUUAUCGUGGUUUGGAGUAUGAGAGAAUAGGUGCCUUUACUCAAAGACUUCAAACAGAAUUUCCAAGUGCGCAAAUACUAAUGAAAAAUUCCCCACCGGAUGAGAGUAUUAUAACAGCUGAAGGUCAAUAUAUUCAAAUUUGUAAUGUCAAACCAAUACCAGAGGAAGGUAGUUUAGCAUGUACAGUUGGAGAAAUACCAGAGCGUGUUGUAGCAUUUUAUUUAGUAAAUGAUGUACGUAAAUUUACAUUUGAUCGACCGCUCCACCGAGGUCCAGUUGACCGUGAAAAUGAAUUUAAAUCACUGUGGAUAGAACGCACAACAUUAACCACAGAAGCUAAAUUACCAGGUAUAUUACGUUGGUUUGAAGUAAUUGAAAGGCGCUCUGAAUUAUUGGCCCCAGUCCAGUAUGCAUGUGAAACAAUGCAAAACGUUGAAAAUGAAUUGCGUCGUUUGGUCGCUCAAUAUACCGCCGAGCCACAUCGUAAUAUUAAUCCAUUCAGCAUGAGAUUGCAGGGAAUAAUAGAUGCUAAUGUUAUGGGAGGAAUAACAAAAUAUCAAGAGGCAUUUUUGACUGGUGAAUUUUCUCGACAAAAUCCUGAAAUGCUACCACAUGUUAAUAAAUUAAAAAAUUUAAUUCUUGAUCAAAUAAGUGUCCUCGAAUCAGGUCUUGUCCUUCAUGGACAAAUAGCACCACCAGGAGUUCAACCACUUCACAAAAGAUUGAUUGAAAGGUUCACACAGUUGAAACAAAGUCUGGGUAAUUUAACAAGACAACGUACUAUUCAUCAAGACAGUAUUAUUAAUUCACCGUUGCCACCAUUGCCGAUAAAUAACACCAAUAAUAAUGGUAGUAGUUAUAGUAAUAAUAAUAGUAAUAAUGAUAAACAACGACCAGCAACUUUAGAUACUAUAGGAUCAAGAUUAUCACAUGCUGACAGUGAUGGAUUGCCAGAAGAUGAGGGAUUUUAUACAAGAGUUGAUGGAACACCACCUCCAAUACCACAACGUGAAGUGCGGCCCCGAUCUGUUGGUUACGGAUCAACACCACCAAGACUCACUCAUCACAGGACACUCAGUAAGCCUCUAAGUCCAAAGUUACCUCUUCGACAUUCGUUGCCUACGCCGACUGAUGGGCAAGAUGGAGGGUCUAUAGCUAAUAUAAGAAUCUCUUGGAGUGAACCUGGACCCCCAUCAACAACAGAAACAAUAAUAACAACAACAGCUACUACAACCACGACAAUUAACAUAGAAUCAACCUCACCUGAACAAGCACCGCCUCUACCACCUCGUGGUUGUACUCCAGAUAAACGUGAAUCAAAUAAUGCAACUACUGUUGUUGGGAUACCCGCACCUCCAGCUCCUCCUAAAAGAUUAGCUACUCAGCGACGGAAUACUGAUUGGAGCACUGAGGAUGAUAUUAUUGAUAGUAAUUCGAAUGAUUCUUCCAAUUUAAGGGACACUAAUGAUUUGAGAGAUUCGGGUAUUUCGACAACCAGCCUUUUAGAUUUUCAACAACACUUGUCUAAUUUAAAUAAUCUUAGCUACGAAGAUUUUGAGCCUAGAUCGAGGACUAAUGAUAUUAUGAAUAUUUCACCGCCUUCUGUGAUAAAUCAAUCUCUGAAUAUUUCUACUAGCAGCUUUAUCAGUUGUAGAACAACUACAUUCCAAGGGUCCCAAACUAUAUUAGAUCAAGAGACUAGUCCACCGCCAAUUCCGCCAAAAGUAAAUCAAGAUACUCCGUCAGCACCUUCUACCUUAGAACGGACUAAUUCACGAAUUCACGGAGGAUCUGGCCAUGUUGAAAAUUACUCAGUUCCCAAAUUACAAACUCUGUCUGUCGCAACUGAUGGCGAGAGUACUGUAUAAAUAAAAAAAAAAAAAAAAUCAUUUAAUUAAUAAGAAUGAAAUCUCAUCCUAGUCUUAGCAUUAGUUAUUACUAUUAAUUAUUAUUCUAUUUAUAAUUAUAUAAUUAAUAUUUUAACAUCGUAUACUGAAAGGAAGAAUAUGUAUUUAUGUAUUUUUUAACUAUCGUGGGAUUAACUCCUUUUAAUAUGAAAAAAAAAUAUAUAUAUUAUCUGAAAUUUUUAUUUGCUGCCAGAGAUUAAGACAAUAGAUUUUACUUCAAGUUAGAUUAAUUCAAUGCUCCGCUA
Molecule: messenger RNA, 6362 nt
Organism: Cotesia glomerata
Lineage: Eukaryota; Metazoa; Arthropoda; Insecta; Hymenoptera; Braconidae
Gene: spg
Product: dedicator of cytokinesis protein 3
Exons: 15
Coding region: 154-6078 (1974 amino acids)
Biological process (GO): small GTPase-mediated signal transduction
Cellular component (GO): cytoplasm; plasma membrane
Molecular function (GO): guanyl-nucleotide exchange factor activity; small GTPase binding
Source: RefSeq, a predicted model, not a curated record